AUGAAUCUCAAGCCCGUUAUCUUCUUGUGCUUCCUCUCUGCACUACUUCUUAUAGCUUCUGAAGCAACUCAACAGUCCAAAGAUGAAAAACAAGCUACAAUAGAGGCAUCAAAGACAAAAGUUGGCCUAGAUCGUUGGGGAUUAGGUGGAUCACACGGUGGACAUGGCCGUGGAUCACACGGUGGGCACCGUGGUGGACACGGUGGUGGACAUGGCGGCAGAUAUGGUGGUGGACAUGGCAGUGGAGAUAAAAUAGAAGAAUCCAAAACUAAAGUUGAGGUAGAUGUCUGGCGAGCCCCCAUCGGAGGUGGACCUGGCGGUCAUGGAAGUCCUGGUGGUGGACCUGGUGUUGGACGCAGAGUGCCUGGUGGUCCUGGUGCAGGUUCCAGUGGUUCUGGUGGUGGUGGUGGAGGAGGAGGAUCAAAAGGUGGUGGAGGAGGAGGACCAAAAGGUGGUGGAGGAAGUGGUAGAGGGGGAGGAGGAUCAAAAGGUGGUGGAGGAGGAGGACCAAAAGGUGGUGGAGGAAGUGGUAGAGGGGGAGGAGGAUCAAAAGGUGGUGGAGGAGGAGGACCAAAAGGUGGUGGAGGAAGUGGUAGAGGGGGAGGAGGAUCAAAAGGUGGUGGACGAGGAGGAAGUCCAUAA
Messenger RNA from Vicia faba (fava bean), 642 nucleotides. The record is from the annotation of a GenBank genome assembly. NCBI's taxonomy places the organism in Eukaryota, Viridiplantae, Streptophyta, Magnoliopsida, Fabales, Fabaceae.